UUGUGCUGGGAAUUGCGCCGGUGUUUCAGCAGAUAUGAGGCUCACGUAAUAUGUCAUCACGCGGCUCGCUUCGCUCACGCUCCCAGCGCCUUUGACAGAAGUGUGGAAGUGAAUACGACGCCUCUGCGUUACGGCGUUCUCGUGGGAAACACUUACUUUCACCGAGGGUGGCGUCGUCACGGCGUGACCUGACGCUGCUCCCGUCGGAGUUCACGGACUGAAGGUUUGGAGAUCUGCAGAGCAAAACCAUGAGCUCCAGGGUGUGUAAGCACUGCGGCAGCUCGGACAUCGACGUUGACCAGGCGCGUGGCGAUGCCGUCUGCAUGGGCUGCGGCUCCGUUCUGGAGGACAGCAUCAUCGUCUCCGAGGUGGAGUUUGUAGAGACGGGCGGCGGAGGCUCCCUGGCUGUUGGACAGUUUGUGUCUUCAGAAGGUGGUCUUAAAAAUCCAACUUUUGGUGAUGGACACUUCUCAGGGAUGGGGUCAGAGUCCAGAGCUCAGACGUUGCAGAGAGCUAAACAACACAUCAACACCCUGGGCCACCAGCUACAGUUGAACCAGCACUGCCUGGACACGGCCUUCAACUUUUACAAGAUGGCCCUCAAUAAAACCCUGACACGCGGCCGCAAGUCGGAUCACAUCAUGGCUGCCUGCAUCUACCUGGUCUGCCGUACCGAGGGAACGCCUCACAUGCUGCUGGAUCUCAGUGACAUUUUGCAGGUGAAUGUCUUUGUGCUGGGAAAAACCUUCCUCGCGCUGGCCAAGGAACUUUGCAUCAACGCUCCAGCUAUAGACCCAUGUCUUUAUAUACCCCGUUUCACCCAAAUGCUGGAAUUUGGCGAGAAGAGCCGCGAGGUCUCCAUGACGGCACUGCGACUGGUUCAGCGGAUGAAAAGGGACUGGAUGCACACGGGAAGGCGGCCAUCUGGACUCUGUGGAGCAGCUCUUCUUGUUGCUGCUCGUUUGCACGACUUUUGUCGCACCACCAAAGAAAUCGUGAACGUGGUGAAGGUCUGUGAGAGCACGCUGAGGAAAAGGCUGACGGAGUUUGAGGACACGCCCACAAGUCAGUUGACCAUAGAGGAGUUUAUGAGAGUAGAUCUGGACGAGGAGUGUGACCCACCGUGUUUUACAGCCGGACUGAGGAAGAACAAAGACCAGCAGCUGAAACUGGAGCUCCAGAAAAAGAUGGAUGACUUUGAAGAUGAAAUCCAGGAGUUCCAGGAUGAAAUAGAUGCAGAGCUGGAGAGCUGCAGACCCAAGCUGAGAGGAGUUUACGCUGCCUACACCAAGGAAGAUAUCUUAAGUGAUGACGGUAGUUCCUCGUCAUCUAAAGAGGAACCGGACGAAGGCAACGAGCUUCACGCCGUGGCAAAGCACUUUGGUAGAGAACUGGAAGAGCUCACCCUGGAGGCUCUCAUCAAACUAGAAGGGGGAGAGUUAGAGCAGGAGAACCAGGACGAGAAUGUCCCUCAGCGAAAAGGUCCCUCACUGGCUUCCAUACUAGGAAGAAUGUCCUCCUCGUCCUCUCUGGGCCUCUCAGAGACCUUCAGCCACCCUGUUGGGGACAACGUGGAGAACGAUGGCGCUGCUGACAGCGGAGAGCUGGACCUGAGUGGCAUAGAUGACAGUGAGAUCAAUUUGUAUCUGCUAAGUGACAAAGAAGUCCAAAUCAAAACUGCCCUCUGGAUGGCAGAAAAUGCAGACUACCUAAAAGCGCAAAAAGAAAAGGAAGCAAAGAUCCAAAAAGAGAAGGAGCUUGGGAUCUAUAAAGAAAGAAAGCCCAGACGGCCCUCAAAAAAGCACCCUGCCAUCAGAGCCAGCUCUGCUGAUGAGGCCAUUGAGAAGAUGUUGGAGCAGAAGAAGAUAUCCACCAAGAUCAACUACGACGUGUUAAAGGACCUCGUGGUGAAGCCUGGCAGCAGCCCGGCUGAUGUGGGAGAGUCACCGAAGGUGGAGCCGCUGGCCCCUAGGACGCCCACCUGCACCCGCAGACCUGCGCCCAGCAGAACCUCACUGAGCCUCAGCAUGCCGCUCAACUCUCUGGGAAAACGACUGCAGCCGUUCAUCAGCAGACAACCCAAGAAGAAGCUGGCUGUGGAGCAGACUGAAGCCCCUCCCCCCCGAGCAGUGACAGCAGAGGCCCCGCCCAGUGCAGUUGUCGAGAGUGGGCCAGUCCUGUAUGAUGAUGCAGACGAGGAAGAGGACGAAGAGGAGGAGACCUGUGUCAGUGCCAUGGAGCUGCUGGGCGGCGACGGUUAUGGAUGUGACGGGGAUUAUGAUGAUGGGUACUAGCCGCAUCGUCCACCUGGCUCAUCAUUCCCAGCCGGCCUUGGAAUCUGAAGUUUCUUCACUAACAGGAACCCAAAACAAGCUGCUAAGGAUUGGACACAGGAGUAGAAGUUUACAGAACGCCAUGCUGCUUUGCUCCAGUCAGGCUGAAGUUGGAUGACCUGGUGGUCGGAUGGUGGCGGAGCGUGGUUAUAAUGCUGCUCUUUUAACGGCCCACUGGAUCGUUUGCAGGUUGGACUUGCAGGUUUGUGUUUUUUUAACCAGUGGAAACAACCUUUUAGGAAGAUCCUCCUCCAGUGAGGCUGUUCUGGACUUGUUGCUCCUGUACUACAUCUCUCCUGAGAGCUUCCAUCCAGACCUGUGUUGGUUUUGUUUUGUGAUUAGUUGUUCUCAUUACCUUUUGGAUGGAAGUUGAAACGGCCUCUUAGGUUGAAGACAAUGUUCUCCAGGUCCAUCGAGGCACAGGUAUGGCAAAGUUUACAAUUUUGUUUUCUAAUUAUUUGGGAAUGGCCUUCCCCUAUUUACUUUCUGCCGAAGCUGAAAGUAACAUCUGAUUUAGGUUCUACGUUGCUUCCAAUAUCCUUUGGAGGGCUCAGAAAGCUUUCAAAUUAGAAGUUGGAAAUACAUUUUUGUUAAUAUAUUUUGCGUGAUGGAGUUUUGUUAGGGCUGAGAUCUCUUUUUGAAUGAUUGCAUGUUAAGGUUAGGAUUAUUUUUGCUGUAUUGACAGAGCAGUAUUCUUAAAGUGAUGACUGUGAUUAUGUAUGUAUGUAGUACAGUAAAGACAUCACUAACUGGGAAAACAAAUGUUUGGGAGCCGUGCCUUUCUUCAAACGACUAUAAAAUCUCAGGGAGAUGGUGGAGGAGAUCGAUCUUUUCACAGAUUAUCUGUCUCAUGGCAUACUGUCACAACAUGGUGAUCGUUUUAACAAAUAUUUUAAAAAUGUUUUAUUGCAAAGCUACUUACUAUAACUUUCAAUCAUCUGACUCAGCUGAAAAAAAAUCAUAUUUUGUCAAGAUGUGGUUUGACAUGCUUAGUUACAGUGACAUAAAGUUAAAUACUCAUGGUUCACAUUAACUGGGCUGGGCUUUCAGAUCUAAAGGACCAGAUAUUCAACCCAACCAGACAAGAAUAAAGACCAGAAUAGGAGGAAAAAAAUCUUUUCUCAGUGAGUUCUGCUCAAUUAAACUGUUCUAAAAAUUCAAGCUCUUUUUUUAACUCUGGGAAACAGAAGAUUACCAAACUGUACAGGAAAUUAAAUCUAAAAAUUUAUAUAGUCUCAGUCAUUAACUCCUACCCAGAAUAUCCUCCUCAAAUCCGGUCAAAGCCGGAAUUGACUGGAAUUGUUGAAGUGGCUCUCCUGAAAAAAGCCAAAGAGACAGUGUUUGGAAAGAGGAAUACCUCAAAUAUAGCAAUUUUCUUUUCCUACUCUUGUUUGGAAACCCGAGAAUGUUUCGUCUGUGCAGUUGGAAUAAUUUGUCUAAAGCUGUUGAUUAUCAUCAAAUUUUGGUCCAAAAUAGCAGCAAACAUCUGGAGAAGUGACCCAAACCACAAACUCUUUGUUCCAUUCCUCAGCUCAAGCAGAGGGUUCCCAGAGAUCCCGGGACUUUUCCUCCGUCUUUGUGUUGUUUCAGAUCAACCUGCUGUUCCCUCCCCUGUCGCCAGAGGGCAGUGUAUGAAUCAUUCACACUGAGGAUUUGCUGUUGACUGUGCUUUGUCA
Messenger RNA from Poeciliopsis prolifica (blackstripe livebearer), 4009 nucleotides. RefSeq names its product BRF1 RNA polymerase III transcription initiation factor subunit a (gene brf1a). Gene Ontology annotation, biological process: DNA-templated transcription initiation; transcription by RNA polymerase III; transcription preinitiation complex assembly. The transcript has 19 exons. Gene Ontology annotation, cellular component: transcription factor TFIIIB complex; nucleus; transcription preinitiation complex. Gene Ontology annotation, molecular function: TBP-class protein binding; RNA polymerase III general transcription initiation factor activity; RNA polymerase III type 3 promoter sequence-specific DNA binding. The coding region runs from base 249 to 2294 and encodes 681 amino acids. The record is from RefSeq and is a predicted model, not a curated record. NCBI's taxonomy places the organism in Eukaryota, Metazoa, Chordata, Actinopteri, Cyprinodontiformes, Poeciliidae.